GAGCCUUGUAGGGACAACUGACAAGCACAGGACAACCUGAGCACAUGCAGGAGUGGGUAGAGAGGAAAAACAGGACUGAGCCAGAGUAAUCUUAGAAGGAAAGCACACUAAAGGAUUCAGCCAAGAUCUUGCCCUAGAUCUCAUCUCCUUCACAGCAAGGACUGGCAACAGCAGUGACUGCAGGGCCACUUGACUGUGAUCUUAGUGUCAGCCACACAAGAUCUGAAGAGCACGCCACUAGAAGAAACACCUCUCUUUUCUUGAGAAUCUUGAACUUUGUGUUGGAGAGGAUAAAAUUAAGAGACAAUGAUCAGAAUAGGAGGAAAGCAUGAAUCUUGAUUGAAAGUGAAAUAGGUCACGACCUGAGAUAACCAGAGUGGAAACACACAACAUAGAAGAAAUAAGUACAGCUGGUGGAGAUACAUUUAAUGGAAGCAGAAAAGACUACUCAGAAUGGAACCCUGGAAUUCUACCUUGGAAAGUGGAUUCAUCUUGGUGGGGAUUCUGGAUGGCAGUGGCUCUCCUGAACUGCUCUGUGCCACAGUUACAACCCUGUACAUGUUGGCACUGAUCAGCAAUGGACUGCUACUCCUGGUCAUCACAGUGGAUGCCCGGCUUCACGUACCCAUGUACCUCCUACUGAGGCAGCUGUCUCUCAUUGACCUCCUCUUCACAUCAGUUGUAACUCCCAACACUGUUGUGGAUUUUCUGCUCAGAGACAACACCAUAUCCUUUGAGGGAUGUGCCCUUCAAUUGUUCUCAGCAAUGACAUUGGGUGGUGCAGAGGACCUCCUUCUGGCCUUCAUGGCCUAUGAUAGGUAUGUGGCCAUUUGUCAUCCUCUAAACUACAUGAUCUUCAUGAGUNCAAAGGCCUGCGNGCUCAUGGUGGCCACAUCAUGGAUCCUGGCAUCUCUUAGUGCACUAGGUCACACAGUGUACACAAUGCACUUCCCUUUCUGCAUGUCCCAGGAAAUCAGACACCUGCUCUGUGAGGUUCCUCCAUUGUUGAAAUUGGCUUGUGCAGACACAUCUCAAUAUGAGCUCAUGGUUUAUGUGACAGGAGUGAUAUUCCUAUUGCUCCCCCUCUCCGCCAUUGUUACCUCCUACUCACUAAUUCUGUUCACUGUGCUGCACAUGCCUUCAAAUGAGGGCCGGAAGAAAGCCCUUGUCACCUGUUCCUCCCACUUGACUGUGGUUGGGAUGUUCUAUGGGGGUGCCACUUUCAUGUAUGUGCUACCCAGUUCCUUCCACAGUCCUAAGCAAGACAAUAUCAUCUCUGUAUUCUAUACAAUUGUCACACCAUCUCUGAACCCCCUCAUUUACAGCCUGAGGAAUAAGGAGGUGAUUGGAUCUUUUAGAAGAGUACUCGGGAGACAUAUUCUGCCAGCACACACCACUGUUUAGGAUGAUUCAUCCAAUUGCCUCUCACUAUUCCUUCUUUAAACAAAUUGCUAUUUCAAUUAUUCUUUAAUGUUUUUCUCUGACUUAGAUGGUAUAUACACUAUUAUGCUUUCACAUUAUCUUCUAUCGUGUAGUUGGUGUGAAUUUUUAACUUAAUUUUUGAGAAUUUCAAAUACAAAUAUGUUGGAGAUGGGUGCUAAUGUUUUGAAUCUACAUGUCCAGACACCAAAGGACCUGUCUCCAAAUGGUUUUAAAUUUAUCAGUAAAGAUGUCAGGGGCUAAUGGCUGGACACAGGUGGAACACUGUGAGUGAACAAGGAGAGAAUGGAGAGGACUGGGGGAAGAAGAAGAGGUCAAAGUAGUGGCAGGAGAUAAAGUCAACCAGCCAUGUGAGUUUGUGGGUAAGUGGCCAUUGGCCCCUUCCCCAAUUGGGUUUGGGGUAGCAGGGGAAGAUUUAAGAUUUAGGAGUGCCCAGCCUUUGAAUUAGCCAAGGAAAUUUUAAAAUUAACUGGUGUGCAUGCCUGUGUGUGUGUUUUCCAUUCGCGAAUCUGAGACAGCUCCUGGGCAGAUGCGCGCACGGGACUUGCUGUGAGCACAAAACCUCACUGCAAGAGAUGUCCCCAACACAGUAGACGAGAACCCACUUUUAAAAUUAUUUGGAGAUUCUCAGAUGGAAUACACACAGAGAAUGAUACAGCCUGGGAGGGGGUGGUGGGAGAACUGAUUUCUCAGUGAGCAGAGCUGAGUCACUUGGCUAUAGCUAGCAAAACUAAAACAAAGGAACACAGCCUUGCCAGGGGGAGCCUCCACUAGGAGAUGCUGGGGGUUCCUGCUGUGCAACAGGCUGACUGGCUCCCUGAGUGUUAGGAGAUAGGCAUUGAGACAAUAAAGCUGCCUGCCUCCAGCCACCAGAUAAAGGAUAGAGAUUUAUAAAUUUUAUUUAACUGUUUUUAAGGAUAGAAAGGAAUAUACAGAUUUUGCCCAAGUCAUGUUGGGAUUUCCUUCCAUGGUUCGAAGGUGAUACAAAGAGCUUAAGAUGAUAGGCAGAGAGCCAGAUAGUAGACACAGAGAUAUUAAUCUCCAUAGUAGGGAGGAUUUAAGUAUACAUAGAUGUAUACAAUAUUGAGGUAUUUGAUCUUAAAAAAUUAGAUCAGAGGCAGGGGAUAGGGAGCCUAGCCUAUCUCAGACAGUAGAAACUUAGGCCUUGAGAAUUUAUAUAAAGAAAGGGACAUACUACAAUAAUCCCUGCAACACAAAUACUGUACUUAGAUUAUUUCCAUCUUCACUUUUCUUUUUAGUUUCUCAUAGUCUCCCUUUGUCAUUAAUCAGUUUCCCUAGUAAUGGGCUGAAUUCCUUCCUUGCUAUUUAUGAGUCUACUAUGCAUGGAUGCUUUGUUGUUACAAAGAGGCUGAUGAAUAUAUUCUGACUACAGCAAACAAUUUUGAAAUGCUAGUGACAGUAUGAUUAUAAAGAUAAAGGGUA
Messenger RNA from Mus caroli (Ryukyu mouse), 2883 nucleotides. NCBI's taxonomy places the organism in Eukaryota, Metazoa, Chordata, Mammalia, Rodentia, Muridae. The record is from RefSeq and is a predicted model, not a curated record.